Messenger RNA from Solea solea (common sole), 6884 nucleotides. RefSeq names its product transcription factor COE1-A-like. The transcript is spliced from 17 exons. The record is from RefSeq and is a predicted model, not a curated record. NCBI's taxonomy places the organism in Eukaryota, Metazoa, Chordata, Actinopteri, Pleuronectiformes, Soleidae. Gene Ontology annotation, molecular function: RNA polymerase II cis-regulatory region sequence-specific DNA binding; DNA-binding transcription factor activity, RNA polymerase II-specific. The coding region runs from base 804 to 2597 and encodes 597 amino acids. Gene Ontology annotation, biological process: regulation of transcription by RNA polymerase II.
GAGGCGAGGACAGUGGGUGCUGACCUGUCUCCACUCUCCUCUCUGUUUAGGGGAGGCGUCUCCUCUCCCUUCUCUUCUCCGCUCUCCUCUCCUCCCGUCCUGUCUGUCCCCUCCCCUCUUUUCCCUUCCCAUCCUAACUGCCACCCUCCUCCUCCUCCUCCUCCACCCUCAGGCAGGAGAAGCCCGUGUUUGGUUCUCGGAGAGUCAGUCCUUUGGGAAGGAGUCACGAAGCGUUUUCCUCAGAGAGGCAGAGAGAGAGCGAGAGAGUGCGAGAGAGGAGUGUGCAGUGUGGAGAGCUCGGGACUCACCCGCAGGACGCAGCGCUGCUCUGGACCUCAGCACACGUCCCACGGACCACAGGAGGACGAGAGGAGAACGCAAAAGCGUCAAGAAGUGUCAGCACAUAAUGAUGACAUCUCAUCUGAGCGCCAGUUGAUUUCUCCGCUGUCUUUUUUGUUCCAGCUUCUCCAAAGUGCGGCUCCCCGAGCGCAAGCCGGAGUGACUUUUUUUUUACGCACCUUUCCACGCCGCGUCCAUCUGGUGAUUUACACACGUGUUUUUAAGUGACUGGUUCAUAGGAUCCUACCAUUCGGAUGUGAUCCCGCUCUCAUGUUUUAACCGCAACUUCCUCCUUAUGCAGGACUAAAGGAAUAAAGAGUUGGUUUUGUGGCGAAGCAGCAGCAGCAGAAGGAGCAGAGCGCGCACCUUUACAAAGCCCCGCGUGAAUCAGGAGGACAAGUGCACAGCGCAGCGGGAGACACGGACUAAAACCGGCACCAACACUGAGCUUCGGAGGUUUGUUCAUGUUCGGGAUCCAGGAGAGCAUCCAGCGAAGCGGCAGCAGCCUGAAGGAGGAGCCGCUGGGAGGCAUGAACGUCCGGGGAUGGAUGCAGGGGGGCGGCGUGCUGGACGCCAACACAGCCGCCCAAAGUGGAGUGGGUCUGGCCCGGGCUCACUUUGAGAAGCAGCCGCCCUCCAACCUGCGGAAGUCCAACUUCUUCCACUUCGUCCUGGCGCUGUAUGACCGUCAGGGUCAGCCUGUGGAGAUCGAGAGGACCAACUUCGUGGACUUCAUCGAGAAGGAGAAGAUGAGCGGAGAGAAAACCAAUAACGGGAUUCAUUACCGGCUGCAGCUGCUUUACAGUAACGGCAUCAGAACAGAGCAGGACUUAUAUGUUCGACUCAUCGACUCCAUGACUAAACAGCCAAUUGUUUAUGAAGGCCAAGACAAGAACCCAGAGAUGUGCAGAGUGCUGCUGACACACGAGAUCAUGUGCAGUCGGUGCUGUGACAAGAAGAGCUGUGGAAACCGUAAUGAGACACCCUCAGACCCUGUUAUCAUUGACAGAUUCUUCCUCAAGUUUUUCCUGAAGUGCAACCAGAACUGUUUAAAGAAUGCGGGGAACCCACGGGACAUGAGGAGGUUCCAGGUGGUGGUCUCGACUACGGUGAGCGUGGAGGGACAUGUCCUGUCAGUGUCCGACAACAUGUUUGUCCACAACAACUCCAAACAUGGCCGACGGGCCCGCAGGCUCGACCCCGUGGAAGGAACGCCGUCUUACCUAGAACACGCAGCUCCAUGUAUCAAAGCCAUCAGUCCUAGUGAGGGGUGGACUACAGGGGGCGCUACAGUCAUCAUCAUCGGAGACAACUUCUUUGACGGUCUCCAAGUCAUUUUCGGUACCAUGCUGGUUUGGAGCGAGUUAAUCACGCCGCACGCCAUCCGGGUGCAGACGCCCCCCAGACACAUUCCUGGUGUCGUGGAGGUCACUCUGUCUUACAAGUCUAAACAGUUCUGCAAGGGCACACCAGGAAGGUUCAUAUACACAGCACUGAAUGAGCCGACCAUUGACUACGGUUUCCAGAGGCUUCAGAAAGUCAUCCCUCGACACCCGGGAGACCCAGAGAGGCUGCCAAAGGAGGUUAUUUUGAAGAGAGCAGCUGACCUGGUAGAAGCCCUUUAUGGUUUGCCCCAUAAUAACCAGGAGAUCAUCCUGAAGCGCGCGGCGGACAUUGCCGAGGCUCUUUACAGCGUUCCAAGAGGACACACCCAGCUUUCCGGCUCCACCCACGGUGGCAUGAUGGGAGUCAACUCGUUCACCGGGCAGCUUUCAGUCAAUGUCUCCGAAACUUCACAGGCCAAUCAGGGUUUCGUGCGCAGCAGCAGUAGCGUGUCCCCUCACGGUUAUGUGCCUAGCUCCACGCCUCAGCAGACCAGUUACACCUCAGUCACCAGCACCAUGAACGGCUACGCUAACAACGGAGGCAUGACCAACCUGGGAGGCUCGCCCACGUUCCUCAACGGCUCCGCCGCCAACUCGCCUUAUGCCAUUGUCCCGUCCAGUCCCACUAUGGCCUCCUCCACCUCCCUCCCGUCCAAUUGCUCCUCCUCCUCUGGCGUCUUCUCCUUCUCUCCGGCCAACAUGGUGUCGGCGGCCGUGAAGCAGAAGUCCGCCUUCGCUCCGGUGGUCAGGCCCUCCUCCUCCCCUCCGCCCUCCUGUACCAGCGCCAACGGGAACGGACUCCAAGAUCAGACAUUUGUGGACUCUAGCAAGUACUCAACAGCCAGCUCUCUACAAGGCCUGGCAUUCACCUGAACAAUCCCUGGAAUGAUUGUCCCACCCAUGUAAAGGUGUGAGUACAUGACUGUGUGUGUGUGCGUGCGUGUGUGUGUGUGUGUGUGUGUGUAAGUGUGUGCAACUGCGUGAGACAUGAACCAAGCACACUCGCACCGAUCCCGGCAGUGGACGUCGGUGGGAGUCAGACUCCGGUCGGGGAUGGACACAGCUGUCCCUAUCUGAAGGAACAAACUCAACUCAGGCCCUUUCUAACACAAAAAAAAACAAACAAAAAAAAAAAAAACAACUGCAAGAAAAACAAAUGUUUGCGAGGAAAUACGUUGUUUAGACUUUGUACACCUUGAUGCUUUUAUAGGAGAAUGGCCACGCCUAUAACACAACUCUCCACGGACACUGGAAGUGUAUUUAUUUUGGACAGAAUCCACUUCCUCCCUUGAGUGAUUGUCAAUUUGUUUUGUUUUUUUUCUUCUUUUGUGCAACAGUUAUCGUGUGAUAAUCAUCUUCUAAGUGUAUAUCCUACAUGAGGGAUUCUUUUUUUUCUAUUUAUGAAGUUUGCUCGUCAAUGAAGGGAAUAUAAUGUGAAGAAAACCUGGUGAUGAUGAUGAUGACGUUGAAGAGGCUGCAGGAAUCCCGCGGGCUCAAAGACGAGCCAAACCACGCGCACUCUCUCACUUCUUUUCGCCGAGUCCGUCCUCGGCGGCGCAGACACUCAGUACGUUUCCAUGCAGCGCUAAACUGAGCUACACUUGUGACUCAACUUCACCGUCUAAUUGGACGACUGUCCUUGUCCCUGUGUAAACACACUCGCGGGGAAUUGAUUUAUUGAAUGAAAUGUGUCCGACUCCACUACGCUGGGUGGCGAUAUGCACCUCCCCGGCUUGUUAGUGUAAGCUGAAGCUGAUGUCAACCACCGCUCUCACCAUCCGUGACCUUUAAUAUUCAAUAAACGUGGUCUCCUCUUCAGUCCAAACGAUGUACUGGCCCAGAUCUUGGCAUGUUUCCAUCCUCGAAACGGGAAUCGGUUUACUGAAUGAAGGCUGUCCACCAGGGGUCCCCCUUUAAAAGCUGAUAGAGCAUAAAAUCGGUCUUUGUUUAAGUCCUGAAUUUAGCCAUGUUUUUGGUACCUCUUGUCGUCUGUGUACUGUUUGUUGUUUCUAACCUCUGGUAUGAGCAGGUCGUUGGAACUGUGCCAAGGCGAGCUAUAGUCCGACUGAAUGUAUACAUGCUAGCACCACUCCCAGCUGCGUUAUCUGAGUGUGUCAGUCCCACUUUGAGAAAGUACAGUUAUAGUCAGACUAAAGGCCCGUUUAUACUCCAUUUUAAGUCCGUCCAUCUAAAGCGUUAUCUCCGUCUAUACCUACAUACCUUUGUGCAUCUUUUGCGUUGGUAUGGACAUUUGCAAAAUACUUCCUCUAGAGGGGAGUGUCGAGUUCCAAGUUGCAGGCAUCAACAAAGGGGUUAUUGUCACUCUGUGUUUUCUGGCUGCAGGUUUUACAGUUGUUUCACUGCACCUUUAGGUUGCUUCUUCAUCCAUUUCCCUGGCUGAUUAGACUAUUGACUGUCCCCAGGAUUUCUGGUGGUAUUGCGCCAUUUUGUCCUUCAUCGUCAUCAUCAAUGAUGAACGAAAUCCAGUACGGAUGAAAGACUCCGUCUGCCUCCGUCUUUUGCAUAGAGUAUAAAUGGGCCUUGAUGUGUGGCCUACAUGUAUUUUAAAAGUCCAGUUUUAGUCAGACUAACACAAUAAUUAGUUUUCUUUUAUGUCAUGUAAACUUAGGGACUGUUGCCGUCUUGUGUGUAUCAGCUUCUCCUUGUGUCGGAUCCAGAUCCUGCACCUAGUGCAGUUUGGGUCCUAUAGAAUGUACACAUUCAGUAACAGUUCGACUCCCAGUCACAUUAUCUAGGUGUGUUAGGACCUAAAAACCUAAAAAAAAAAAAGGGAAAUUUGUUUUUUAAAAGUUGAGUUUUUAGUCCCACAUGUAAACGUACUGAGUGAAAGUUCUUCUUCUGCGCUCUGAGUGGAUUAUGGAAUGGAUCAGGUGCUUCCUGUCGGCGACUGACGCUGCAGUUGCUUUGUUUACUUUCACACCGUCGCUCCUGCGCCCCAACACUUACUGAAAAGUGCGAAAUGUAGUCACUCGUGAAACCAAGGAGAGUCCAGGACAGAUCUGAUGUCAACUAACUGUGACAGAAAAGGCCAUAGGUUUAUGAAGCUCCUCCCCCCCACUGGACGCCAACAGCAGCUUCAGGAUUUGACCCAGCAACUCUGCCAACACGUCUGUUACCAUGUAAUCUGAUUAAACGUUGGACAUUGCCACAGCACAUUUGUCUAAAAAAAACAAAAGUAGAUAAUGUCUUAAAGACUGCUGCCAUUUUGACCUUGAUUUUGUUGUGAGAAUAUACAUUUUACACUUUAAAAAAAAAAAAACAUAACUUCCACUUUUAGUUUGCAGUGCUUUUUAUUUGUGUGUGUGUGUGUGUGUGUGUGAUUAGCCAGCCAAUUAAACAAUUUAAGUGAGAAAACUAGCCAAUGGUGUGUGUUAAAUUCUGUGCUGCAAGAAAUGUCAAUGAAUGCAAUCGUGAAAUGAGAAAAGAAUCUGACAUUUAGGAAAAUACCUUGAACCAGUUUUAUUUUUGCAGUGCAGCUGCAUUUGCAUCACAUUUCUGCAAAGCUUUACUUAUUUCCAACUUGGCAGCAGCAUGUCUUAAAUCUGCAGUGAAAGGGAAACUCCCUGAUGGUUUGUUGUGAACGUCACUGCUCCCUCACACCUGCAGUCUGAGCUUACAGCUUAGUUUGUGUGAUUCACGAGUCUUAAUUCAUUCAAUUCAUGUUUUGUUUUUUGUUUUUAUUUGAUUUUGCUCAUGUCAUGAUUUUGAGAUGUUUAAAAGUCUUAAGCCACAGUUUCACAGCUGCUCCGUCACGUCUUAUCUCGUCUUAUCAGAGGCAGUGGGCCAAUAAUGCUUUUUUACCAUGUCGGUGCUGUAAAAGCAUAAGCUUUGGGUUUUAAUGACACAAAUAGAAACUAUGAAAGUAAUCUUGGACGUUUGUGUGCCGGACAGAAGACCUAACUAGACUUAACUAAUGUUUGAAUGUUAUUGAAGAGAAAUGAAUGUGAACAAAACCAGAAAUAACCCUGAGAAACUCACGUCUUCAGAUUAUGUUCUCAUCUGCUUUUGUCUCUCAUGUCUAAGGAUGUGAAUGUCAUUUGUUUUUGUAAUAUAGUGUCUGUUUUUUUUGUUUUUUUUUAAAAGCCAUACUUCCACUGCUUAUUUCAAUCAAACUGAAAGAAGCCAUUGUGUAAUUUUUUUUUAAAUUAAGAUUUUGUGUCCAUUAUUAUUUCAUUUUGUAUUGUUACUUGCCAUCAUCACAUUGCGUUAUCUACACGUAGAGUUAAUGAAUGUGUCAAUAUAAUGAUCUGUGUGUGUCUUCCAUGUGAUGGAUUGUAAGAUGGAAUGUUGAAGGCUGAAGAUCCGGUCAGGUUUUCUGUCCUCGCUCUGCUCCCGUCCUCUCCUCAUGUCCCUCCCACAUCUUGUUUUGCUUGUGCUAUUAAUACUCUGUAUGUUUUCCUUUUCUUCCCUUAAAAAAAAAAGAAAAAGAAAAAGCAAUGAGCCACCUAUUUAUUUGAUCUCAAACAUGGGUCUGAAGACCACUCUUCUGUUAGUGACUACAUGUGAGCGCGUGUGUCCGACUGUGACUGUCGUCAUCCUUUUUCCUUUCAAAGAAAAACGGGAUGUUUCAAAGUUGAGGAAUGUGUUUUGUUUUUGUUUUCCUUUAAUAAGUACAUAGUUUUAAUGCCUGUACAGGAAGGAAGUGAAUGUAGGAUUUGGUAUAAUGAAGUAUAAUGAAGCACUUGACCAACCGCAGUUAAAGCAUUUAUCGUGGCUUGUCUGAAAUCAGGCUUUUAAAAGUGAUGGUCGUCAUUUACACACACAUUAUCAGGAGUAUCGAUGUGGAAGGGGAGAGUACAGAGGAAACUACUGUAAAGAUGAUAUUGUUAAUUUUUUAUGAUUAUGAUUAUUAUUAUUAUUAUUAUUAUUAUUAUUAAUAAUAAUUUGAACUCUGAAGUGUAAAGUAACUUUUUGACUCUUCACUAUAUUUAAUUAAAGUUCUUUCUUCUCUGUGGAACAGUGUCUUCUCUCUCUGUUACUCAUCACGAGUUGUUUCCAAUAAAACUAGAAAUGCGUAUCACCAAACAUGAUGUGCAUGUGUGUGUGUGUGUGUUGCCUACAAUGGAAACACCUUUGUCAAAACUUUGGAAUUCUCUCUUGUAUUUUGUGGAAAACUCUAAUGGAAACACAACUACUGUC